Hippoglossus stenolepis (Pacific halibut) is the source of this 2145-nucleotide messenger RNA. It is a transcript of the gene qpct, whose product is annotated as glutaminyl-peptide cyclotransferase. NCBI's taxonomy places the organism in Eukaryota, Metazoa, Chordata, Actinopteri, Pleuronectiformes, Pleuronectidae. The transcript is spliced from 7 exons. Gene Ontology annotation, molecular function: glutaminyl-peptide cyclotransferase activity; zinc ion binding. The record is from RefSeq and is a predicted model, not a curated record. The coding region runs from base 67 to 1230 and encodes 387 amino acids.
GGUCCUCCCUCCUGCUCUUCACAUGACUGCAGCAGCUCUGUGAGCUCUCACACAGGAGGGAGAGGAAUGUGCAGAGGAGCCACAGCAGCGAUGGCCGAGCGGAGCCACGGUGCCUCCACAAUGCACAUAUUCUACACUGUGUUCAUCUGCUUCACACUCAUCCACUGCUCCACUGCAAUCCCCUGGACACAGGAAAAGCUCCAUCACCGAGCAGUGACACUAACGGAGGAUGAGACUCUCACGGCGGUGUCUCACACAGAUCUGGAGCAGAUGUGGCAGAGGGAUCUGAGGCCGCUGCUGGUCACCAGGUACCCGGGCUCUUCGGGCAGCCAAGCUGUGCAGGAGCAUAUCAAAACCACCCUUGGUUCGCUGGGCGCCGGCUGGGAGGUCACAGAGGACAAGUUUAGGUCACAAACCCCCUACGGCCCUCUGCCCUUCACCAACCUGGUCGCCACCCUCAACCCGUCAGCCAAGCGCCGCCUGGUUCUGGCCUGUCACUAUGACUCCAAGUACUACCCGCCACAGUGGCACGGGAGGGAGUUCCAGGGCGCCACCGACUCUGCCGUUCCCUGUGCCAUGAUGCUGGAGGUGGCACGAGCCCUGGAUGAGGAACUGAAGACUCAGAAGAGCUCCAGCCCCGACCUGACCCUGCAGCUGAUCUUCUUCGAUGGAGAGGAGGCCCUCUUCCACUGGACGCCCACAGACUCCCUCUACGGCUCUCGCCACCUCGCCCAGAAGAUGGAGAGCACGCCACACCCGGCCGGGGCCACACACACCAACCAGCUGCACGGCAUAGAUCUGCUCAUGCUGUUGGACCUGAUCGGAGCUCCCAGCCCUCACUUUGGCAACCAGUUCCCCAGCACAACGCCCUGGCUCGCCAGACUGCAGAACAUUGAAACGCGUCUCCACUCCAUGAACCAGCUGGUGGAUCAUCCUAACAGCGUGCAGUAUUUCUGGCCUGACCGACCAGUCGGCCACAUACAAGACGACCAUAUACCAUUCCUGAACAGAGGCGUACGUGUCCUCCACCUCAUCCCCUCACCAUUCCCGUCCGUGUGGCACACGUUCGACGACAACGAACAGAACCUGGAUCGCUCUGCCAUUCAGAACCUCAACAAGAUCAUGCAGGUCUUUGUCCUGGAGUACCUCGACGCCAGACCAGCUGUCCCUUCCAUCACUUCCAUCACUUCAGCACCAUCAGUACCUUCAAAUCCACAGAAUGCUCCAUAAAAGCAUAAAGUUUCUUUUGACGUUUGAAUGCAGAAAAGAUCCUCAGCUCGUAUUUUACAGACAUGGCAUUAACUGCUCUUUAAAUACCAGUACACGGCCGCCAACUGCAUUCUCUAACACAGAGAAUAUGUUUGUAUAAAAACUCCGGUAUGAUUUCAAAAUCCAUGUUAAAGUUGACAUUUUCUUAGUAUAUUGUCUUUUCUUUUUCUAAAUGGUUUCAUUAGAGACUUUAAGAUUUCACGGCUUUAGUCCCCAGCAGUGAGAUGAGCACACAGGAUCUUCUGUGUUUACCACACUGCUCUCUUUAUAUCACCCUAAACCCCUCAUUUACCCUGUGAGCCGGCUUCUUAGUGCCAAUGCUGAAGCCUAGGAUCAGGCAUGAGGGAAGGUAGUUAAAAAUAAAUGAUAAAUGUAGUCCUUACUUUUCCAAUUUCUGAGGAAACAAUUUGAAAAUAUGAAAGUAUUGCCUAGCAAGUCCAAAGUCGCUCAUGUGUGCUCUACCAGAAUUGCAAUGGGAACAGACUGGGAACACUUGCAAUAGGUCAGUCACAUGAAUUUUACGUGUGAGAAAUACUAUGUGGCAACGCACAUGUGUCACGAGGUGUGUCUCAGCUCCAGGGUAUGUGACAUCUCUUCUCCUCCCUCCUCUGCUCAGUGUUUGGAUUGUAAACCUGUCAGUGGCAGGAAGUGGGUGUAUUUGUAUUAUCACAACAUAUUAAGCACUUCAUAUCCUGUCAUCUCUGAUAGCGACAGGGAUAACUUCCUGUGCUGAUGUUUCACAUGCCUGCCUUUGUUUAUACGUCUCUGUAUUAGCAGCGAUCUUAAAGUGGUAGAUCCCAGAAUAAUAUACAAUGCCAAAUCUGGACUUCCUGUAUUCCGAGGCUGAAAAUAAAUGUUGAUUCAGAAUACAAAGCA